AUGAAAUACUGGGUUAGACGCUUUAGGGAACGGUAUGGCAUAUCCGCCGGCAGAGUGAGUGUUGAUGAGAGUACUGCUGGUAGUGCUACGGCAUGUGAAUCUCCAGGAAAAAAGGAGACACCCAUUGAGCAGAUUGAGAAGGAGUUUGACGAGAAUGACAUUUUUAACGCAUGCAAAACUGGAAUGCAAUGGCGAAUGACUACUGAAACUGCAUUCCUGGAUGAAAGGCGGAAGCGGAAUGCAGAUAUGAUUGGAGAACGAUUAAUUGUUCUUGGUAGUGCGAGUGCUGCGGGGGAAAAGCUCCCUCUCUUCGUCGUCGGCAGUUGUAACCUGCCAAAUUGCUGUGAAGGAGACGUGAACAACUCGGUCACAUAUCGAAUGCACAAACUGGCUUGGAUAACAGGCGAGGUGUUCGAGACUUGGCUGUGGACGCUGGACAAUCAGAUGAAAGCUUCUGGCAGGACCAUUGCCAUAGUACUGGACAAGUAUUCAGCUUACCCCGAUAUCGACGGUUUGAGCAACGUGAAAAUAUUCUUUCUUCCACCGAAGGCCUCGCGUACGAAUCAACCACUGUGUUCUGGAAUCAUCACCGACCUCAAGAGGUCCUACCGUUAUCUGCUGUUGAAGCAAUGCCUUGCGUGUCACGAGUCUGGUGUACCGUUCAGCUUGGACUUGCUCCAGGCGCUGGAGUGGCUGAGUAGCUCGUGGAAUUCCCUCAAGGUGGCCACCAUUGUCCGUGGCUUCCGUGCUGCUGGCUUUUGCCAUUCUUCUACCCAUAGGCCACAGAAACCUGCAGCAAGUAGUAUUGCAGCUAGCAGUAGCGACUCCACGCUUGAUGGAGCAGAGGGGGCAUUGUGGAAGCAGGCACAAGACACACAUCUGGUAAAGAGUGGAGCAACAUUUCAGGACUACGUCAACAUCGACAAUAAGCUGCUGGCCAAUCCAUCUUCGUUUGAAGCCACAGUUGACAUGAUCCUAGGUCGAUCUCCAGGCCAUGAUGAACUGGAAGGUGGCAACAAUGAGGGAGAGGGUGCUGCUAUGCAUACACCUGAAGAGCAGCCUACACCAUCAUUCAAGGAAGCCCUGAAUAGUCUGAGUGCUGCUCUAACCUAUAUGGAGUCCAUACCCGGAACUGUCGAGCAUUGCCUUGCUGUGGCACGUGCGCAGGAUACGUGUGUCGAUGCUCAACUAAAUUUGCAAUAG
Sycon ciliatum is the source of this 1203-nucleotide messenger RNA. RefSeq names its product tigger transposable element-derived protein 4-like. Gene Ontology annotation, cellular component: nucleus. Bases 1 to 1203 code for a protein of 400 amino acids. Lineage: Eukaryota; Metazoa; Porifera; Calcarea; Leucosolenida; Sycettidae. Gene Ontology annotation, molecular function: DNA binding. The transcript has a single exon. The record is from RefSeq and is a predicted model, not a curated record.